Messenger RNA from Acanthosepion pharaonis, 1746 nucleotides. The record is from the annotation of a GenBank genome assembly. Lineage: Eukaryota; Metazoa; Mollusca; Cephalopoda; Sepiida; Sepiidae.
AUGUCUUUCGAGCCUAGAGGCGUUGAUUUAUUGAUUCCUUAUUUGUUUCUUUUUCUUGUUUAUAAAUUCAGUUUUUUCUUUCUUUUUUUUUUCUCUUUUCAUUUUCUCGCCAUCUUUUAUUUUUUCUUUCUUUCCCCCGUAUUAAACUUCUUUCUUUCUUUCUUUCUUUCUUUCUUUUACAUCUUCCUUCUUUCCUUCAUCCUUUUUUCGUUUCCAUCUUUCUUCCUUCCUUUCUUCAUUUCUUUCUUUCUUUUCAAAUCUUCCUUCCUUCCUUUGUUUCUUUUUUUCUCUCUGUCUUUCUUUCUUUCUUUUUUCUUUUACAACUUCCUUCUUUCCUUCAUUUCUUUCUUUUCAAUCUUUCUUCCUUCCUUUGUUUCUUUCUUUCUCUCUGUCUUUCUUUCUUUCUUUCGUUCUUUCUUUCUUUCUUUCGUUCUUUCUUUUCUAUCUUUCUUCCUUGCUUCCUUUCUUUCUUCGUUCCUUUCUUUCUUUCUUCCAUUCCUCAUUUCUUUCUUUCUUUUCCAUCUUUCUUCCUUUAUUUCUUUCUCUCUUUUCCAUCUUUCUUUCUUUCUUUCUUUUCUAUCUUUCUUCUUUCUUUUACAUCUUCCUUCUUUCCUUGAUUUCUUUUUUUCGUUUUCAUCUUUCUUUCUUCCUUUCUUCAUUUCUUUCUUUCUUUUCCACCUUUAUUCCAUCCUUAGUUUCUUUCUUUCUCUCUGUCUUUCUUUCUUUUUUCUUUUACAUAUUCCUUCUUUCCUUCCUUUCUUUCUUUUCCAUCUUUCUUCCUUUCUUUCUUUCUUUCUCUCUAUCUUUCUUUCUUUCUUUCUUUUACAUCUUUCUUUCCAUCUUUUUCUUUUCUUUCUUUCUUUUUCUUUCUUUUACAUCUUUUCUUUUUUCUUUUUACAUCUUCCUUUCUCUCUAUCUUUCUUUUCUUUCUUUCUUUUUUACAUCUUCCUUCCUUUCUUCAUUUCUUUCUUUCUUUCCAUCUUUCUUUUGCUUUUCCUUUCUUUUUCUUUUUCCUUUCUUCAUUUCUUUUCUUCCUUUUCCAUCUUUUCUUUAUUUCUUUCUUUCUUUUCCAUCUUUCUUUUUCUUUCUUUCUUUUACAUCUUCCUUCUUUUCCUUCAUUUCUUUCUUUCUUUUCCAUCUUUCUUCCUUUUGCUUCCUUCCUUUUCUUUCUUCUUUCUUUCUUUUCCAUCUUUCUUCCUUUCUUUCUUUCUUUCUCUCUAUCUUUCUUUCUUUCUUUCUUUUACAUCUUCCUUCUUUCCUUCAUUUCUUUCUUUCUUUUCCAUCUUUCUUCCUUGCUUGCUUCCUUUCUUUCUUUCUUCCUUUCUUCAUUUCUUUCUUCCUUUUCCAUCUUUCUUCCUUUAUUUCUUUCUUUCUUUUCCAUCUUUCUUUCUUUCUUUCUUUUACAUCUUCCUUCUUUCCUUCAUUUCUUUCUUUCUUUUCCAUCUUUCUUCCUUGCUUGCUUCCUUUCUUUCUUUCUUCCUUUCUUCAUUUCUUUCUUCCUUUUCCAUCUUUCUUCCUUUAUUUCUUUCUUUCUUUUUUCCAUCUUUCUUUCUUUCUUUCUUUUUACAUCUUCCUUCUUUCCUUCAUUUCUUUCUUUCUUUUCCAUCUUUUCUUCCUUUUAUUUCCUUCUUUCUUCCUUUCUUCAUUUCUUUCUUCCUUUUCCAUCUUUCUUUCUUUCUUUCUUUUACAUCUUCCUUCUUUCCAUCAUUUCUUUCUUUCUUUUCCAUCUUUCUUUCUUUUCCAUAA